AAACGACCAGGACAAUGUCGAAAAUAAUGCCAAAGAUGACAUUAUAAUGCAAAUACUUAAGGAUGAAAGAGAGAAUGAAGAAGAGGAGGGAGAUACCAAAGAUCAGGAACAACAGCCUGCAUCUCAAAUACAAGGGAGGCCAUCACGGGUAGAUCCUGACAAAGAAAGCUGUGACUUCAUUCGAGAUGCAUCUGUGGAAAAUGCAGAAGAGAGUCUCCUAAAUGCAACAUCAGAGUCAGCUUUUGAUGGCGAAGAUAAGACCUAUGAAAAAUACAAAAUGAUUGAAGAAUCGGGAGGGCAUGGGAAGAUAGAUGCAUCAGCUGUCACAAUAUUAGAUGUGACAGAACCCCUUGCAAAUAUUCCGGAUAAUGAUAUCAGAUCUGAAUUACAGACGGAAAAACAUUCCUCUGAUAUGAACUUUGAAGCGUUCAUGCAAGAUGCUGUUACUGAAAGUUUACUAGAGUCAAGUGCAGUUUCUGAGCAAACUGAAAUCAGCAUAAUUCCAGAAGAUUCUCAAGGAGUACAGAAAGAGGACGGAGAUAGUGAAGGACUGGCAGAGAAGGACAAAGGACCAGAAUUUCCAGAGCAGAAUAAUGUGAUAGAUCAGAACAUAAAACAGACUAUGGUGGUUGUAAAAGAUGACGAACAUGAGAUGACAGAGACAGUGAGAAGGUCAACACAGGAACUGUGUGAUGAUGAGGCUGAUAAAGCAGAGGGACAUGCAGAGAUAACAUCAGAACAACAGCAAAGAUCUUCAUUAAAUAUAUCUCAGAAACAAGAUGGUCCACCACAAGAUGAUUCUGAAAACAUGCUUGAAAGUGAAGCAGAAGAGAUGUUUCUCAGGGCAAACACAGUACAUGCAGCUUUUGAAAGGAUGAUUAAGACAAAGGAUGAAAGCAAAGAGACUGAAGAAGACUUCAAAGAAACGGAAGCAGCAGAACAUUUAACCAACGUGAACAUUCAGGAUAAUGCUAAUCAGUCAGAUUUACAAAUAGAAAACCCAGAGCAAAAUAAAGUAUUAACCAAAAGGCAAAAUAAUAUAAGUCCUCAUAUAAAUCUGGAAGAACUUCAAGAAAGCGAACAUGCUAAGAACGUUUCAGCUGUGACUGACUCUGGUCUCUCCUUAGAAGAUUCAGGAGAGUCACACAAAGAACUUGAAAACAUCAAUGAGAUCCCAGAAGAGUCUCAGAAAGAGGAGAAACAAUCAAAAAUAAAGCCACUUGUUCACAAGCGAAAAAUGAGAGGAAACAAAGGGCAACGAAAAGACAGAGAACAAGAUGAUGAAAGUGAAACACUUAAUGAGGACAAAGAACAGGAGAGAGAAAUAAGUAGGGAAAAAGAUACCGGUCCUGUUGAAGAGUUGGACUCAACCAUCAUACAGUCGUCAUGUAAUGCUGAGAAAUCCACUGAAGAGAGAAUCUGUGAUAUCACAGAAUCACAAACUACCACAAAAUUUCAUGCAGAGUCUCAGGAAACUGCUGGAGAUGGUGAAAGUUUACCAGCAGGGGGAGACACAGAAGCACAUUUGGAAAUUCAAACAGACAUUCAAAUGUUUGACUCAACAAUUAUUGAAGAAGGAACAGAAGAAAACAUCUGUGAUGAUGAUGUUCUCAGGAGUCAUGUUGAGUUCGUUGGAGACACAUUUACAGUAGAGAGUAAUAUGACUAUUGAGUCAGAUCUUCUUCAAAACAACACAUCACUUGAUACAAACCAGGAAGCAUUAAAAUCAUCUGAAAAUGCUCAGAAUGUCUCUGCUGUGACUGAUACUGGUUUUCCACUGAAAGAUGUUGUCCUAGUUGGUUCAGGAGAGAAAACUGAAAUGAGCAUUAUUUCAGACAAUUCUCAAGGAGAUUCUCCAUCAAAAUUAAAUCCACUUGCUCACAAACGAAAAAUGGGCUCAACUCGCAGACCACUCAGAGGGAACAAAGAAAAAAUCAAAAAUGCAGAAGAAAAAGAGGAUGGAGGUAGUGAAGGAGUGGCAGAAGAGGACACAGACCUACAUUCAGAAACUCAAGAGCAGAAUAAUGUGAUAGAUGACAACAUAAUAAAAACUAUAGAUGUAAGCGAUAAUGAAGAACAUGAGAUGACAGAGACAGUGAGAAAGUCAACACAGGAACUGUGUGAUGAUGCAGUUGAUAAAGCGGAGGGGCAUGCAGAGAUUACAUCAGAACAACAGCUAAAAUCUUCAUCAAAUAUAUGUCAGACACAAGAUGGUUCACCACACGAUGAUUCUGAGAACAUGCUGGAAAAUGAGAUGAGCGUUCGAGAAGAAAAAGAUGAAGAAACCAAAAAUGCAGUAACUAAUAUUGAGGCCACAAAGUCAGAAGAAAUAUUUACUCUUGAAGACAUUAACUCAGAAGUUACGGUCACACCUCAGACACAAAACCAACUCUUCAUCCAAACUACAGAUGAAGACGUUGAUGACUAUAUCCAAACAGUUAAAGAUGUGUAUGAGGAAAGCGGAGGGGAUGAAAUGUUCCUUAGUACAAACACUGAUGCAUCUUUUGACAGCAGAAAUGAGACAAAAGAUGAAAGCAAAGAGACUGAAGACUUCAAAGAAAUAACCAACCUGAUCAUUCAGGAUAAUGACAGUCAAUUCGAUUUACAAAGAGAAAAUACAAAGCAAAAUAAAGUAUUAACAGAAGAGCAAAAUACAAAUACAACUCUUCAUAUAAAGCUAGCAGAACGUCAAGAAACUGAACAUGCUGAGAAUGUUUUUGCUGUGACUGACUCUGGUCUCUCAUUUGGAGAUUCAGGAGAGUCACACAAAGAACUUGAAAACAUCAAUGAGAUCCCAGAAGAGUCUCAGAAAGAGGAGAAACAAUCAAAAAUAAAGCCAGUUGUUCACAAGCGAAAAAUGGGCUCAACACGUAGACCUCUGAGAGGAAACAAAGGGCAACGAAAAGACAGAGAAUGGCAUGCGGAGUCUCAUAAAAAUGCUGGAUAUGUUGCAAGUGUACCAGUAGGGGGAGACACAGAAGCACGUUUAGAAAUUCAAACAGAGAUUAAAACGUUUGACUCAACUGUUGAAGAAGGAAAAAAAGACGACAUCUGUGAUGAUGAUGUUCUCAUGAGACAAGCUGAGUUUGUUGGAGAUAAAUUAACAGUAGAGAGUAAUAUGACUAUUGAUUCAGAGUUUCUUCAAAAUAACCCAUCACUUGAUACAAACCAGGAAGCGUUGAAAUCAUCUGAAAAUGUGGAAAACAUUUCAACUGUGAUUCAUUCUGAUCUUGUCUUGCAAGACGUUGCCACUGAAAGUUUACUAGAGUCAAACACAGUUCCUGAGAAAACUGAAAUCAGCAUCAUUCCAGAAGAUUCUCAUGUAGAAGAUUCCCUUUCAAAAUUGAAUGCAGUUGUUCACAAACGAAAAAUGGGUUCAACCCGCAGACCACUCAGAGGAAACAAAGAUAAAGAAGAUUUAAGAGAGGCAAAGGAGGAAGACAUGCAACCACACUCAGAAAUACAAGAGCAGAAUGAUGUAAUAGAUCACGACACAAUGCAAAAAAGAAUGGAUGUAAGACAUAAUGAAGAAAAAACCUCAGGGACAUUGAGAAUAUCGGUACAGGAACUCUGUGAGCACCUGUCUGAAAAUAAGGAGUGGCAUAGUGAUAUUACAUUAGAACAAGAGCAAACAUCUUCAUCAAAUAUAUCUCAAACACAAACUGGACCAUCACAAGAUGAUGCUUACAAAAAUUUACCAGAGAUCCAAGAAUCCAAUAGUCUUGUUUUGUCUGAGGCCUUGUUAAUGGAAGAAAACCAAAUUCACGUGUCUGAGCCUGUUGUCACGGUUGGAACUCCUCAAAUAGAGGAUGGAGAAAUCCAGUCAGUGUUCAGCAGAUCUGUGCAGAAGAGGAAGAUGGGGUCAACCCGCAAAACUCAGAGAGGGCAGAGGAUGGAGAAAGAGAGAGAAUUGGGAGAAGAACUAGAUGGUGAAACAAAAAAUGCUACAACCAACGAAGAUACCAUUAAACCACAGGAGAACUUUAUUCUUGAAGAAGUGAUGUCAUUAACUAUUACAGGAACUCAUGCGCAUCAGCAACCAUCUAGUUUACCUUCGAAUAAAGAAGGCCAUGACAUUGAGAAUAAUGGAAGUAAACUGGACAAUCAGACAGAAAACCCAGAACAAGCUGAAAUACAAGAGCAAAAUGAUCCAAAUUUUAAUACAAACCCUCUUCAAAAUCAAGAUAAAAGUGAAAUCAUCAUUUCUGAAAAGUCUCACACUGAAAGCAUACAAUCAAAUAUGACUCCAACUGCUCAAAAGCGAAAAAUGGGAUCAAGCCGUAAGACACUGAGAGGGAACGGGCAGAGAACACGAGAGGUAGAAUCAAAAGAAAUAGAUGGAGAUAGUGAAAGAACAUCAGAAGAGCACUCAACGGAAUUUGCAACCAUUGAAAGAGAACCUGAGACGAAAUUGGAUGAAAAUACACAGUUCAAAGAGACUAGAAGCAAUGAAAGUCUCACACAUCCAGUAGCUACUUCAAAAAUAUUUUUUGAAACAGAGGAUGGGGUGAAAAAUGUUUCAACGACUAUUGUCGUUCUGUCUGCGGUGAGUGAGGAGAUCCAAUUCAAUGAAGCGCCUUCAGAAGCAUUUAGUACAGAUCUACAAUCAGAAAUGUUAGUCAGUGCAGAUGAAAUGAAAGUAGGUGAAAAAUAUGAUGGACCAUCAGAACUUGAAAAUCUAAACAAAUCCAAAAGUCUAGAAGAAGUUGAAAGUGAACAUCAGUUGCAGUUAACAGUGUUGGAUCAAUCACAUCAGGUGAUGCAUUCAGAAAAACAUCCAGGAUCAGAAAGCGUUACCCCUGAAAGGAGAAGAAAGAUGGGCUCGACUCGCAAAAACUUAAGAGGGAAACGAGAAGAGAAGAAGAGAGAAGAAUCUGAAAGCAAUCAGUUUGCGCCAGAAGAAGACCAGGACGGUGAAACUAGCAUACUACGAGAGGCAGAACGUGAUCAAAUAAUUCACGAUAGUCUUGAGCAGUCAGACAGCUCUCUUCUCAGCGAGAUAGAGAGAGCGUUGAGAAAGACUUCUCCAAGUUCACAAAACACUGACUAUCAAUUAAUCGUCAAUGAACCAAAGUUAGCAAAAGCUCCUAUUGAAACAUCUCAUUUCAAUACCCCAGAAAACUCACAACCAGAACAAGGCUCGGACAAAGAGAAAUAUGUGUCUCUCCAAGUGACGGAAUCACAAAAUCCAUCUGAAAUCAGCUCACCGGGACGGCGAAGAAAAAUGGGUUCGACUCGCAAGAAUCCCAGACAGCAACUUCAAGCAAAAAGAGAAGAUGAAAAUAAGGAGGAUGAGACAGAAGAGAGAAACAAACAAGAACCAAAAAGUCUCAAGAAGGACCUUGAAGCAGCUGAGGAAUCUAAAAUGCAUGAUUCCAGAGAUAAUGAAGAAAAUAAAGAGUAUCUUGAUGUACCUGUCACACUUACAAAUAGCUGUCAGACAGAGAAAACCACUAACUCUGCUGGCCAAGAAGGGACUUCACCAUCAACUAAAAGAAAAUUCGGGUCCAGGCGAACAAAUGUAGGCAAGAGAGACCUUGGUGGGCUGACCCCACCUGAAAGUAAUGAUGAUCUCACGGAAGACACCGGCGCUCGGCUGGUUUCUUUGGACCAGAUGAUAAAAGCAUCACAGCAUGAUGGAAGCCCUGGAAAAAAACAGACAGCAGAUUUAAAAAACGUUUCAGAUAUGGAAGUCGUUCAGUUUAAUGUGGUGAUGGUGGGAAACAGCUCUGUGGGAAAAACGUCUUUCGUAAGAAGCUUUCAUGGAGGAGAGUUCAGUCCGGAUUACUCCUCUACGAUUGGUGUUGACACCUGUGUACAGAACAUUGUGUUUCAUGACAGAGUUGUUAAACUGCAGAUAUGGGACACAGCGGGUCAAGAGAGGUUUCACAGCAUCACCACACAAGUGUUUCACAGGGCCGAUGGCCUUUUUCUCAUGUAUGAAAUCACAUCAUCGAAGAGUUUUAUUUCUGUGCGAGACUGGAUUUCUCAAGUUCAGGAAAAGGCUCCUGAUGAUGUCAUCAUGAUGUUGCUCGGCAACAAGAACGAUUGUGCUGGGCGUGAAGUCCAGGUUCAGGAAGGGAAGGAUCUCGCCAGAGAGUUUAAAAUUAAUUUCAUGGAGUGCAGUGCUGCAACUGGAGAUAAUGUGUCAGAAUGCAUGAAGAGUUUAGCUGAGAUGUUAGUGCAACGGAAGAGACAAACGAUGGAGGAACCCACAGCAUUGAAGAGAGAGCAACCACAGAAGAAAUCUGGUUGCUGUUGAGAUAAAUUCAUAUACAAACACUUCAAAA
Molecule: messenger RNA, 6290 nt
Organism: Triplophysa rosa
Lineage: Eukaryota; Metazoa; Chordata; Actinopteri; Cypriniformes; Nemacheilidae
Gene: rab44
Product: RAB44, member RAS oncogene family
Exons: 8
Coding region: 47-6262 (2071 amino acids)
Biological process (GO): protein secretion; protein localization to plasma membrane; regulation of exocytosis
Cellular component (GO): plasma membrane; endosome; dendritic spine
Molecular function (GO): GTP binding; GTPase activity
Source: RefSeq, a predicted model, not a curated record